UUGUUUGGGGGCUGGUUGAUUUUGAAUAGGGAAGAUGGCAACCGCGGCAGUGGUUGAGUUUCAGAGAGCUCAGUCUCUCAUUACUACGGACAGUAAUGCCUCCAUCGAUAUUUUACACUCAAUAGUGAGGCGAGAUGUCCAGCAGGAUGAUGAGGAGGCCGUCAGGGUCAAGGAGCAGAGCAUCCUCGAGCUGGGACAGCUGCUGGCCAAGACUGGCCAGGCUGCAGAGCUGGGUGGGCUGCUGAAGUUUGUGAGGCCUUUCCUCAUCUCCAUCAGCAAGGCCAAGGCGGCGCGGCUGGUGCGCUCCCUGCUCGACCUCUUCCUGGACAUGGAGGCGGCCACGGGCCAGGAGGUGGAGCUCUGCCUGGAGUGCAUCGAGUGGGCCAAGAAUGAGAAGAGGACCUUCCUCAGACAGGCCUUGGAGGCCCGUCUUGUCUCACUGUAUUUUGACACCAAGCGGUAUCAGGAAGCCCUGUCACUCGGCUCUCAGCUGCUGCAGGAGCUGAAGAAGAUGGACGACAAGGCCCUGCUGGUGGAGGUGCAGCUCCUGGAGAGCAAGACCUACCACGCACUCAGCAACCUGCCCAAGGCCCGCGCCGCGCUCACCUCCGCCCGCACCACCGCCAACGCCAUCUACUGCCCCCCCAAGCUGCAGGCCGCCCUCGACAUGCAGUCAGGAAUCAUCCAUGCGGCCGAGGAGAAGGACUGGAAGACGGCCUACUCUUACUUCUUUGAGGCCUUCGAGGGCUAUGACUCCAUCGACAGCCCCCGUGCCGUCACUGCACUGAAAUACAUGCUCCUCUGCAAGAUCAUGCUCAGCCAGCCAGAAGAUGUCCAGGCUCUGAUCAGUGGCAAACUUGCACUCCGGUAUGCUGGAAGACAGACAGAUGCACUGAAAAGUGUAGCACACGCCAGCAAGAACAGAUCAUUAGCUGACUUUGAGAAGGCUUUGAGAGACUACAAAAGCGAGCUGAGGGACGACCCCAUCAUCAACACGCAUUUGAACAAGCUGUAUGACAAUCUGCUGGAGCAGAACCUCAUCAGAGUCAUCGAGCCCUUCUCCAGAGUACAGAUCACACACAUAUCUUCACUCAUCAAACUGUCAAAGGGGGACGUGGAGAAGAAACUAUCACAGAUGAUUCUGGAUAAGAAAUUUCAUGGUAUUCUGGACCAGGGUGAGGGGGUUCUGAUCAUAUUCGAAGAGCCUCCAGUGGACAAAACCUACGGGGCGGCCUUGGAGACCAUUCAGAACAUGAGCAAAGUGGUCGACUCACUUUACAACAAAGCAAAGAAGCUGACAUAGGACCAGUGUCCGGAUUGCAGCUAAGAGGGACAGAGUGUAUGUACUGUGUGUGAUGUGUGUGUGCGUCUGCGUGUGUGUGUGAAUGUGUGAGGCCAACACGUGGAACCUUUUCUUGUGGGGAGGAAGGACGUCAACAAGCAGCAUUUGAGGAAAAAAAAAAAUCAAAAACAAACUGCAAGGGGAGUCUCCACCCCCCACAACUCCCCCCUCCCACCUGAGAGUUUUUAACACCUCCAAUGGACUUCAACAAAUUAUAUACAUCCCUUUAUUUCUUUCUUUUCUUUCACUUGUUUUCCGCUCAGUGUUCUUCUCAAUGUAUCUCAACGGCCAUCCUUGGCCAUCAGGGAUUGAACUUACAGCCACAAUAAAAGAUAAAGCAGUAAUCAUAUAUCAACUGUAUAAAUCUCGUACAGAAUACAUACAUGUCAGUCUUAUGUACAGAGGUGCAAUACACAAAUCAACCACCAGGAGGACCUUGAACGUU
This is a messenger RNA of Engraulis encrasicolus (European anchovy), 1787 nucleotides long. It is a transcript of the gene psmd11b, whose product is annotated as proteasome 26S subunit, non-ATPase 11b. Gene Ontology annotation, biological process: ubiquitin-dependent protein catabolic process. The transcript is spliced from 13 exons. NCBI's taxonomy places the organism in Eukaryota, Metazoa, Chordata, Actinopteri, Clupeiformes, Engraulidae. Gene Ontology annotation, molecular function: structural molecule activity; protein binding. The coding region runs from base 35 to 1303 and encodes 422 amino acids. Gene Ontology annotation, cellular component: proteasome regulatory particle, lid subcomplex. The record is from RefSeq and is a predicted model, not a curated record.